AUGGUUUCGUUGUCUGUUUAUCGACAUAGUGUAACAAUUCUAUGUCUUGUUGGUAUUAGUCUUUCAUUAUAUGCAUUCUACGUGGAAACACGUGCAACAGGUGAUCGAUCCUAUCGAGCAGCAUGUGAUAUAAGUGAACGUAUGAGUUGUUCACGUGUGCUCACCUCACGAUGGGGACGAGGAUUUGGUUUAUUGCCCGAAGAUUCACCAUUGAAUAUUCCCGAUUCGUUAGUUGGUUUGAUUUAUUAUUGUUUAUCUAUAAUUCUUAAUCGAUCAUAUACAUCAAAAACAAUUGCUCGUCUACGUGUCAUUUUUUCCCUGCUGACUAUUUUCGGCUCAAUGUAUCUGGGCUAUAUCCUUUAUUUUGUUUUACACGAUGUUUGUGUUGUUUGUUGUGGCAUGUAUUUGGUCAAUUUUCUCUUAUUUGUUUGUAAUUUGAAAUUAUUAACAAUGACAAACAUAAGCAAACAAAAACAUAAGAAACAGUAG
Adineta ricciae is the source of this 489-nucleotide messenger RNA. NCBI's taxonomy places the organism in Eukaryota, Metazoa, Rotifera, Eurotatoria, Adinetida, Adinetidae. The record is from the annotation of a GenBank genome assembly.